AUGACGGCGGAUCAGGGGUAUGGACGCCAAUUUGGGCGGACGAGGGAGAAUCUUUCGACCUCGGCUCCCGGGCCCAAUGGCGAAGGCGAAGCCAGACCUGAGAAGGAGACAACGAGGAAGCCAGCGAAGGACGAGAAGGUUGAGGUCACGCAAUCAUCACAAGUCUCACCACGACGGUACACCGACCCUUCACAUACAGCAUCCCCAGUGGCGGCGCCGCUCUCGCGGAACCCAUCCGAGACCUCAACAGCAUCAUCAAGUCCGACCCCCGAAAGCCGGAGAUCUCCUUAUCAACCCCUCGAGCCCCCAGUUACCAAGACAAGUCUGAGCGAGCUCGAGGUCUCAAAAAUCAUCAACAACCCAAAGCUAAGGCACGAUAUCAAUUUUGACCCUGAGCUACACUUUAGACCCAAUGUGGAAGGCGACAAGGGGCGAAGGAAACACGACCGCGCAAGUGUUUUCUGGACGAAUCUGAAGGAACAACUGGUCGAGUUCAUUGUGGAUCGCCCAAGCUUUUAUGAAAAGUACGGAACGGGAGACGAUUGGUGCUUGCCAAAGCUUCUGAAGUCGGUCAAGGAAAUCAUUCAAACUUUGGUACCACAGCGGGACCGCCAGUUUCUGGAUGAGGGCCUCAACGUUGAUCUCUUGAUGCAACAAUUUCACCGAGGCAUUGCUGAUCUUGAGAAGCUCGCCGGGUGGCUCUCACGGGUCCUCAAGUCACACUGCGCACCUAUGCGGGAUGACUGGGUCGACUCGAUGCACAAGCAACUCAGCAACGGAAACCGAAACAAUGACGUGGAUGAGCUUGUCAAUGGCAUGCGAAGUCUACUCAGCGUUCUUGAGGCAAUGAAGCUGGAUGUUGCAAACCACCAGAUCCGCUGCCUUCGACCGGCCCUCAUUGAGGAGACGACAGCCUUUGAGCAAAAGUUCCUGAUGAAGAAGCUCAGAAACCGCAAGAUGGAUAUUGGCGAUGCGAAGCCUUGGUACCAGGAGGCAGCUCAGACGUACCCAGCUGGAGCUGGAUCCAUGUCGUCUCAUUUCGGCGACAUGGGUGUCUUCUUUGAAGGACUCUCCCGAUCAAUGCUUCCUUCUGCCGGCGAGAAGCCGCUGCCAGGAACUUUCUUCUUCGACGAGGAUCGACUAGGCAGGGUUCGGUCCGACAUCCUCGACGCAAUCAACCUCGACGUGUGCAUGCGCAUGUUUGAUGAUCUUGAUCGGGUUGCACGAUGCAAUCUGGCCCCCGCCUUUGCCAGCCUCGGGUCAGAUGACGACCUGCCCAUGUCCUUGAGCAAGGACGGUCACGAGUUCAACUUCAACACUCCCCCCUCCAUCUCGCGACCUGCAAGCGUUGCUCUUAGCUCGGCUGGUUCGGCUGCGUCAUCACCGCGAUCUUCCUUGGUCCUCCCUUCGUACCUUGCAUUGGAUACCAACGAGAGCAAGACCAAGGCCCGAAAUGUCCGCGAGUCGCUGGUUGCUCUGCUCCAGCAGGCGCCCCAUGAUACCCACUACCAUGAGAAGUGGCGAAACAUGGCCCCCUCGCUGGCCCUCCAGAUCUUCCGAUUUACCAAGGCACCUAUGGAGAUGCUCCCUUCGUUCGAAGACAAGCUGACAGAGAACGUUUGCAACAUGUCUUCUCCCAUGUAUCAAGAGAUGGAAGAGGCCUACCGCAGCCGACUCUUGUCUGAGCUGGCUACUCGGGUCCGCUACUUCAAGGCACUCUCAGGUGUUUGCCUGUUCUCGAUUGCUACGGGCAACCGGGUACCAGUCAGCAGCCGCAGCCUUGACGCUGGACGAGACCGAGAACUAGAUGCGGCCAUCCGCAUGGGUCAGCAGGAGGGAGGCAUCGAGGACAUUGCUACGCGCAUCGCUCAUGUCGGCGUUGUUCACUGGAGGAUCUGGUCCCGGAUGGCCUACAUUGACGAAGACGACAUGUCGAUGGACUAA
This is a messenger RNA of Fusarium vanettenii 77-13-4, 1944 nucleotides long. RefSeq lists its product as uncharacterized. Bases 1 to 1944 code for a protein of 647 amino acids. The transcript has a single exon. The record is from RefSeq and is a predicted model, not a curated record. NCBI's taxonomy places the organism in Eukaryota, Fungi, Ascomycota, Sordariomycetes, Hypocreales, Nectriaceae.